UGGUUCCGGGAGCGGAAGUAGAUAGGACCCGGAAGGGCGGCUCUCGCGCUGUUGCUGCUUGGGGGACCUUGGGAUGAAAAUGGCCGUCGCAGGAAAGAACAAAGGGAAGAAAAAGAAGAAUGCUGGGAAGGGGGAGAAUCCAGACCGCGGCGCUCGUGGGGCUCUGACAGGAGACUAUCUUGUCGGACAAGUCGCGGAAAGCUUGUUCCACGGCGAUCACCCCUCCGGAGGCAGCGCAGCUCGGCUGGCGUCCCUCUUCAGCUCCUUUGAGCCUCAGCUUCAACCCGUCUAUGUGCCUGUGCCUAAAGAAAUCACGAAGAAAAAAAAAAGGGGUGAGGAGGAAGAAAAUACAUCCCAAAUUCAAAUACCACUUUUGCAAGAACCUGCAAAAAAAAUGAAAGUGAACAAAAAGCUUUCUGAUGCAGACAAAAAGUUGGCAAACAGGGAAAAUGCUCUAGCAAGUGCCGAUUUAGAAGAAGAAAUUCACCAGAAACAAGGGCAGAAAAGGAAAAAUUUUCAUGCUGGUAUUAAAGAAGCAGAUAAACAUGUCCUUGAUGAUGUAGAUCACACAGUUGUACCUCAAAGAAAGAAAAUUCAAAUCAACCAAGAAGAAGAGCAAUUAAAGAAUGAGAGAACUGUAUUUGUUGGGAAUUUGCCUGUCACAUGUAAUAAGAAGAAGCUGAAGUCGUUUUUUAAAGAGUAUGGACAGAUAGAAUCUGUACGAUUUCGUUCUCUGAUUCCAGCAGAGGGAACUUUGUCCAAAAAGUUGGCAGCAAUAAAGACCAGAGUGCUGCUGCAAAAGCAUUGCAAAGAAAUGGGGCCCAAAUUGCAGAUGGAUUUCGUGUUAGAGUUGAUCUUGCAUCUGAGACUUCAUCUAGGGACAAGAGAUCUGUAUUUGUGGGGAAUCUCCCAUACACUUUUUAAGGUGUUUCUAAAUCUACUUCCACUUCAGUUGAAUUUCUUUCUAGAAGCUGAAGAAUCUGCGGUUGAGGAACACUUUCUGGAUUGUGGGACUAUUGUGGCAGUAAGGAUUGUGAGAGACCAAGUUACAGGAGUCGGCAGAGGGUUUGGCUAUGUGCUCUUUGAGAACACAGAUGCUGUUCAUCUUGCUCUAAAAUUAAAUAAUUCUGAACUAAUGGGAAGAAAACUCAGAGUCAUGCGUUCUGUUAAUAAAGAAAAAUUAAAACAAAAUUCAAAUCCCAGUUUGAAGAAUGUCAAUAAACCUAAGCCAGGACCUAGUUUUGCUUCAAAAAAUGGAGGACAUUCUAAAAGUUUAUUUAUUGGAGAAAAAGCUGUUCUUAUUAAGAAGAAAAAGAAAGGACAGAAGAAAACUAAGAAACAGAAAAAAAUAGCAGUCUAAAGCUUAAAUUCUUUUUCCCCAUUUGAGUAAUAGUAAUAAAAAUGUAGUGAACCUAUGUAUUGAGCUUCAGAAUUUUAUAUGGAUGGUAUAUGUGAAAUGGGAAAACCUUUUCAGUUUAUUCACAUUGUAACAGUUCCUUUGAAACAUUAAUUUUGUCAGAUUAAUCACUGUUGAUUAUGUUACUGAUAACAGAUGAUUUUAGACAUAGGGUUGAACAUUUAGAAUUUUAGUGGUUAUGUAGUAGUGUAAAUUAGAAAUAUGAAAUUAACAAGACAGUUAUUUUAAGAAUCACUUGGGAUGAGACUAAAUGAAAAAUUGAAUAAAUUUAAAGAAAACAGAAUUGCAGUUGCUAUUGGGUGGAGAGGUGUGAAAUAGGUGAAGGGGAUUAAGAGGUAUGAACUUCCAAUUAUAAAAUAGUCACAGGGAAUAAAAGUACAGCAUAGGGAAUAUGGUCAAUAAUACUGUAAUAUUUUUGUGGACAAAUGGUAACUACACUUACCCGGUGAGCACUUAGUAAUGUAUAUAAGUCUUGAACCACUGUUGUAUACUUGGAACCAGUAUAAUACUGUAUAUCAACUAUAUUUCAAUUAAAAAUAUUUUUAUCAGUUUAAGAAAAACCAAUAAGCCUUAAUACUGAUUGUACCUAGAUAAAAUAUCUUCAUAAAGUGAGAACACUGAUUUAAGGUCAAAUCACAAUCCCUAAAAAGAGAGGUUUUGAGGGCUGUUAGGUGACAGCCGCUGAUCGUUCUCCCUUUCUUUUGUACUUAAUGAUAAAGGAGUUCUGGGUUUUUAUUUUAUUUCAUCUACCAAAUAAUCAACAAGAAUAUUAUAGAAAUUUUGCUCUGACUUACUAUUUUUAACCAAUGAUGAGACUGGUUAUUACAGUCUUUGACAAAUUGGCUAUAAAGCAGAUUUCUACUUUUAUUUCAUUUUUAAUUUGAAAAAUACUCCCAAGAGAACUUUUGUGCUUCUUACAUUAAUGUUACCAAGUAGAGUGAAACAGACUUUCAAGAAAGUCAUAUUUAAAGGAAACAAUUUCCAAUAAAUAUGGUAAUUAAUCACGAAACACAAGAGUUUAAUUAGGGGAGAGAAUACCAUUGCAUUCCUUAGGGCUUGACUUUGUGAUACAGCUUUUGUCCCCGUCACAAGUCUUACCAAGCUGCCUCUGUUUCUGGGAGGGAGGGCUGGGAGUAAAUCAGGUGGACUGAUCUGAAGCAGACAAGCUGUGAUACAUGCAUCAUAACACUUAGGUUGAUGGAGUCCGAGCACGGGGAGAGGGGGCGGAGGGAUUAGCUCGCAGGCAGUGAGUUAUUGCUGAUUAUUUUGAAAAUUCUUUUUGGGUGUAGCAGGUUUAGCACAAGGAAAACCUAACAGGUCUUUGAAGUGUAGUUCUGUAAAACCAGAGCUCCGUUUUCCUUUAUUGGACUGAUAUAUUAUGCUUAGUAGAAUCUUGUUUUUCAUAAGUAGGGUUUAGUAAAUACUAAUUACUUGGUAAUUCUUGACAUUUAUGCACAUAUUUCCAGUUGUAUAAAGAUGCAUUGCCUUUAGACUAUCACUGUAGAUAUAUAAACUAAAGUAUAAAGUUGUUUAUUUUUAUAGUGUAUUUUUAAUGUGUAUUAUACUGUGUAAUGUACAAUGUAUAUAUAAAUUUAUAUAAUUUUA
Molecule: messenger RNA, 3022 nt
Organism: Manis pentadactyla (Chinese pangolin)
Lineage: Eukaryota; Metazoa; Chordata; Mammalia; Pholidota; Manidae
Gene: RBM34
Product: RNA binding motif protein 34
Exons: 11
Coding region: 74-1360 (428 amino acids)
Cellular component (GO): cytosol
Molecular function (GO): mRNA binding
Source: RefSeq, a predicted model, not a curated record